AUGUCUGACAUGGAACUGACCGACGAAGAGGGGGGAUGCCUGGAAGAGGUAAGGGCGGGUGCACCGGCGGCGGGGGUCCCAGAGGGGGACACCGUCGCCAAGGUACAAAAGAGGAAGAGGGUGGACGGUCCAGAGGAGGAAGGCAUUUCUGAAUGCUCCUCCUUUGGUAUUUCAUCCUUUCCUCAAAAGGCAAGGAAUAUUGGUAGGGACCUGGACGCGCUCCUUCUGGCAGAGAAGGAGAAGCGAAAGAUUUCGGCGGCCGCUCUGCGGACAAUCUUGGAGAUCAGGGAAAGGUAUGAGGCCUUGCUCGAUGAGGCCUAUAGGCAGAACACGGUUCUGCAAGGUAGGGUCGAGGAGGCGAGGCGGUCUCAGUCGAGACCUGAGGUGCGCGAGGUUGUGGUGGAGAGGACGGUUGCGCCAUCUCCGCCCAAGAAGAAGAAGAAGGUUGAGGACAAGGCCAAGGCCAAGUCUGCGGCUGCUAAGGAGAAGGUGAAGGGAAAGGUAAAGGAGCAGCCGUUUGUGGAGGUUGUGAGCAGGAAGAGCAAAAGGAAAAAGAAGAAGAAGAAGAAGAAUGAGGAGAAGCCCAAGGAGCAGACGAGAGUGGCCAUCACCACCUCCAAGAAGGUGGCUAAGGCCAUCGAGAGGGAGAAGGCGAGGGCUCCGGCCCGCGCCUUCGUCGUCUCGGUGGGGGCUGCUGGGGCCAGUGAGGCCAAGAAACAGCUCUGGGCCGAUCUGGUCAAGGGGGUGGCGGUGCCCAAGCUUGGCGGCUCUGCGAAGCUCCCGAGAGGAGAUCUGGUGGUUAGGCCGGCUGACGAGGCCACGUAUGCGGCCUUGAAGGCCAUGGAAAAAGACGGUAAGGGUGUGAGAGAGGAGAGUGCGAGAUGGCCGACCGUACUAGUGUAUGACGUGGAUAGGGAAAUUCCUAAGGAGAAGCUCGCGGGCCAGAUCGUGGAUCAGAACCCGGAGCUUGGUCUGGACAAGGAGGCCGUGGUCCCCCUCUUCAUGAAGGGGCCCAAGACGGACGAGCUUGUUUGGUGGGUCUGCUCGGUUAGACCAAGCGCCUUCAAGACUCUGGUAGGAAAGAGUCUUUUCAUCGGGUUGGCCAAGUGCAAGGUCAAGGAGUACGUUGACGUAGUCAGGUGCUUCAAGUGCCAGCACUUCGGUCACAGGGCUCUGAAGUGUGUGCAGACGGUGGACACUUGCGGGCGCUGCGCGGUCAAGGGCCAUAGGGCCAAGGACUGCAAGAGCGUGCCGGUCAAGUGCGCCAACUGUGGCCUGGCUGCUCAGUCGGGGCACAGCGGUUGUGUGGCUCUUCACAAGGCGACCAUCACGGUUGCCCGUAGGACAGAUUUCGGCUCAAAAUGA
Molecule: messenger RNA, 1365 nt
Organism: Metopolophium dirhodum (rose-grain aphid)
Lineage: Eukaryota; Metazoa; Arthropoda; Insecta; Hemiptera; Aphididae
Exons: 1
Coding region: 1-1365 (454 amino acids)
Molecular function (GO): nucleic acid binding; zinc ion binding
Source: RefSeq, a predicted model, not a curated record